AUGGACGGAGAUUGGGACGAGGUUGCCCGCAUCCCACUGCCUCCGCCAGGUGUCCGGGCGCAUCCGACCCCGGUUUCGACUCUUGCCUUCGACACGGCGCAGGAACUUCUCUGGGCCGGCAAUCAAUAUGGCCGGGUCACUUCAUUCUACGGGCACGAGCUCGUGAAGUACACCUCGUUCAAAGCGCACACCUCUCAAGAUGGCCCUGUCCAUCAACUGCUCUUCAACGAUAAGGGCGUCAUUGCAGUUGGUUCAAAGAGCGUGCAUAUGGCUGCAAGGAGGGGGGGUGCGAUCUGGACAGUUCGACACCCCGAUAUGAAGGAGCUGCGAUGCAUGAGUUUCACGUCUAAGGGCACGGCAGAAAUCCUGGUCGCCGGCGAGCAGGACAAAAUGUUUGUCAUCGACGUUCACAAAGGCGAGGUCACCAAGACCGUCCCGACGGACUCGUACUACAAAAUCAUGCGCAGGAGCCGCUUCAUCUGUGCCGCCACGCCGAAGGGUGCCGUCCACAUCCUCGACCCGAUCACCUUCAAGGUCUCGAAAGUCUGGAACGCUCACUCGGCCGCGAUCAACGACAUGGACGCGCAGCACGACUUCAUCGUGACUUGCGGCUUCUCUGUGCGCCAGAACAACAACUAUAUGCUUGAUCCACUCGUCAAUGUCUUCGAUCUCAAGAACAUGAUCUCCAUGAGCCCGAUCCCAUUUCCUGCCGGUGCCGCCUUUGUCCGCAUGCAUCCGCGGAUGUCGACCACGAGCAUUGUCAUGUCGCAGAUUGGCCAGAUGCAUGUUGUCGAUCUCAUGAACCCCAACACUAGCAAUGUGCGGCAGGCCAACAGCUUGUCAUUUUUCUCAAUGAUCGAGAUUGCCUCGUCUGGCGAGGCGGUUGCUCUCGCUGAUGGCGAAUGCAAUAUCCAUCUUUGGGGAUCACCGAACAAGAUCCAUUUCAGCGAAUAUGUGACGCCGGUGGAGUUUGCGGACAGCGUGCCCUCAGCCCCUCAGAUGGAGUGGAAGGAUGAUGUACCAUUGAGCACAGUUGGGAUGCCGUACUAUAGAGAAGUACUGCUGUCGGCUUGGCCAGACAUGAUCACAGAACUCGGCGCCCCAGCCCCGAAGAUUGAACCGCAAAUCUUGACUGGCUUACAAGAAAGAGACUGGGGCUUCUAUGGGAAGAACACCAGAGGUCUGCGCCGAAACCAGGUGGAAGAUACUAGAACGACUUUGCGGAACAAUAACAACCUCAUGACUGUCCCGAGAUUCCUGAGUGAAAAAGCGCGGGAUUUGGCGAAAUCACCGGCUGGGACACCGGCGCCUGAGGAGACCUUUCCCGAGUACCCGCUGGUGCUGCCAGAUACCAUCGAGAGCCACAAGGUCGAAGUACCAGACCUGUACCAGCCGGUCGAGAUCAAGUAUAGCAGAUUUGGCAUCGACGAUUUUGACUUUGCUCACUACAACAAGACGCACUACUCUGGUCUACAGAACCACAUUGUCAACGCCUACGUCAAUUCACUUUUGCAGAUCAUGCACUAUACCCCUCUGAUACGCAACACUGCGUUGAGACACGCCGCUUCUGCUUGCUUUGACGAAACAUGUCUUCUUUGCGAGCUCGGAUUUUUGUUUGACAUGCUGCACAAGGCAGAAGGAGAUGCCUGUCAGGCGUCGAACCUGACCAAGACGCUCAGUCACCAUCCCCUGACCUCGAGACUGAAUCUGCUCGAGGAGGAGCACCCCAACGGGUCACGGACCUUGAUGUUGCAGCAGCUAGCCAGGUUCCUCCUGCAAGAGAUGGCGAAGAACAAUACCGCCAUGUUCCCACAAACAAGAGUUAUAGAAGACCUCUUUCACACCGCAGGUGUGAGCGCUAUACGAUGCCACCAAUGUCGAGGCGAGACCACCAAGCCCGACUUCAUACCCGUCAAUGAGCUCAUUUACCCGCCAGCCAAAUCAACGCAUGGCCGAAACGCCAGAGCCCCAAAGACGACUUUUUCGCAAGUGCUCAAACAGAGCGUUGAGCGCGAAACCAUUAAUAAGGGCUGGUGCAACAACUGUCGCCGCUACCAAACGCUUGCAACGAGGCGCACCAUCCACAAGAUCCCGGGCGUGCUGAUGCUCACGACGGGCAUCUCAAACAGCGAGCAACGGCGACUAUGGGCCACACCUGGGUUCCUGCCUGAGGAGAUUGGCAUUAUCGUGGACAACGGGCAAUUCUUUUGUUAUGAAGGAGAGGAUCUCAAGCUCCACCUCCAACGGGCAAUCCAUAAUAUCACGGUGUACUCCUUGACGGGUGUGGCGACGAGCAUAGAGGACGGUCUGCAGCAGCGAUCUCACCUGAUUGCCACAGCGAACGUCGCUCACUCUGCCCCUGUGGCGCCCGGAACCAAUCAGUGGUACACUUUCAACGAUUUCGCCGUGAGCCCGGUGGCCGCGGAGGAGGCUUUGAGUUUCAACUCGUCCUGGAAAUCGCCUUCUGUCGUCAUCUUCCAAGUCAAGUCAGCCAACAACCAGAUCGAUUCAGAGUGGAAGAAGUUCCUGAAUCGAGAGCUACUAUACCUGGAUCUCUUGCACGACCGCGACCCCGCCGCCAAGACAUAUCGCACCCUCAACCCGGACACCGAACCGCCGGGUCCAGACACCAUUGUCGCGAUUGAUACCGAGUUCGUCCAAGUGUCGCAGCCCGAGAUUGAGAUAAACUCGGACGGAGAGCGCAACAUCAUCCGCCCCAUAACGCACGCGCUGGCGCGCACGUCCAUUCUCCGCGGCUCUGGCCAUGACGAAGGCGUGCCCUUCAUCGACGACUACAUCACUAUGAAAGAAAAGGUUGUCGACUACCUGACUUCGUACUCUGGCAUCACUGCCGAGGACUUAGAUCCAGAGAUUGCCGCCCAGCGCGGCCACAACCUGGUGCCGCUCAAGCUUGCCUACAAAAAGAUAUGGAUCCUGCUUAACCUGGGCUGCAAAUUCCUCGGCCACGGCCUGAAGCAGGACUUUCGAGUGAUCAAUAUUCACGUGCCCAAGUCGCAGGUGAUUGACACGAGUGACCUCUUCUACAUCAAAGAGCGCUUCCGCAAGCUUAGUUUGCAGUUCCUGGCGCACACUUUGCUGCAGGAAGACAUCCAGCAGGUCACGCACGACUCGAUUGAGGAUGCGCGCACCGCCUUGCUGCUGUACCGCAAGUAUCAGGAGUUUGUGGACGCAGGCAUCCUAGAUCAGAGACUGGCAGAGGUGUACAAGACCGGCGCGGCGACUGGCUUCAAGCCACCCAGCAAGAGCGGUCAUCAUGCCAACAACCACGGCCACGCCGGUGCCGCCAAUAGUAGUAGUGGUGGGUACAAUGGGCAUAGCAACAAUGGCUCCGCAAGGACUCGCACGCCACCAACCGGUGGCGUUGGUGCGAUGGGGGGCCCGGUGACGCCAGUCAGGCAGGGCGGUGGUAUUGGCGGGUUUGGGAGUGCUGGGGGUGGUAGCGGAAUCAGCGGGACCGUGUUUGGAAGCGGAGGGAGCGCGUUGAACAUGGGCAUGAGCAGCCCCGGGUCGAAUGCCGGGUGGAGUACACCUGGCAGAGGGGGAGUCGGCGGAGGUGGCGUGCCACCACCACCUGGGUUCCGAUGA
Molecule: messenger RNA, 3606 nt
Organism: Microdochium trichocladiopsis
Lineage: Eukaryota; Fungi; Ascomycota; Sordariomycetes; Xylariales; Microdochiaceae
Product: exonuclease
Exons: 9
Coding region: 1-3606 (1201 amino acids)
Biological process (GO): nuclear-transcribed mRNA poly(A) tail shortening; mRNA processing
Cellular component (GO): P-body; PAN complex
Molecular function (GO): poly(A)-specific ribonuclease activity; nucleic acid binding; protein binding
Source: RefSeq, a predicted model, not a curated record